This is a messenger RNA of Drosophila erecta, 270 nucleotides long. RefSeq lists its product as uncharacterized. Bases 1 to 270 code for a protein of 89 amino acids. The transcript has 2 exons. NCBI's taxonomy places the organism in Eukaryota, Metazoa, Arthropoda, Insecta, Diptera, Drosophilidae. The record is from RefSeq and is a predicted model, not a curated record.
AUGGCUUUCAUGACUGCUGACUGCUCUCGUCUUGUCUGUGACUCUUAUGGCCCUGUUUUGUAUGUUUGUGGAGCUGCGUUCGGCUACGCAUUCCGUUGGUAUUCUACCAUUAAUACUUGUCUACUUAACGGUAAAUUACAGACAUUAAACGCACGCACACACGCACACUCAGCUACCCAUCCUUGCCAAAAAGAUUGCCAGGCAGCAGGAGCAGCGGGAUUAGCCGAUGACGGCAGUGUCGCUGGAGGUCCUGGAAUGGAGACGGAGUAA